AGCAGGAGGUGUUUUAAUUCAACAUAAUAAAGAACAUAUUUUACAUGCAAAUAUAUCAUCAAAUGAUGUAUUUUUUUAUUAUACAACUACUGGCUGGAUGAUGUGGAAUUGGUUGGUUUCGGGUUUGAAAACUGGUUGUGCUAUUGUUUUAUAUGAUGGUUCGCCUUUCAAACCAAGUCCAUCUAUUCUUUGGGAGUUAUGUGAUCAAUUAGGGAUUACAGUAUUCGGUAUUUCUGCAAAGUAUAUUCAAAGUCUUCAAGAUUUAAAUUAUAAACCUAUUGAACAUCAUAGUCUACAAUCAAUAAGAAUAAUUUUAUCAACAGGUUCACCUUUAAAACCUGAAAGUUUUAAUUUUGUUUAUGAUUCAAUUAAAAAAGAUGCUUUAUUGGGUUCGAUCACUGGUGGAACAGACCUUUGUUCGUUGUUUUGUGGCCUUAAUGUUACACUUCCGGUAUAUUGUGGUGAAAUCCAAUGCAUUUGUUUGGGCAUGAAGAUUGAAGCUUGGCAUGGUGAAG
Messenger RNA from Dentiscutata erythropus, 515 nucleotides. The record is from the annotation of a GenBank genome assembly. Lineage: Eukaryota; Fungi; Glomeromycota; Glomeromycetes; Diversisporales; Gigasporaceae.